This is a messenger RNA of Penicillium longicatenatum, 1539 nucleotides long. Its product is annotated as putative MFS multidrug transporter. Gene Ontology annotation, cellular component: membrane. The record is from RefSeq and is a predicted model, not a curated record. NCBI's taxonomy places the organism in Eukaryota, Fungi, Ascomycota, Eurotiomycetes, Eurotiales, Aspergillaceae. The coding region runs from base 1 to 1539 and encodes 512 amino acids. The transcript is spliced from 3 exons. Gene Ontology annotation, molecular function: transmembrane transporter activity. Gene Ontology annotation, biological process: transmembrane transport.
AUGGCAACUUGCUCAGAGCCCACGGGCACACACACAAAUGAGCCUGAUUUGGAGAAAUUAGGCAGAGACCGCCCACCUCACUUCUCUAGUCAAUGGUCAGAGCUUGCUUUUUGCUUCUCCAUUGUCAUGUCCCAGAUUUUAGCAGAAUUUUACAUUACAGGAUCGAACCUUCUCCUACCAACACUCAUCGCAGAGCUGAAUAUCCCCGAAGCUUCCACAAUAUGGCCGACUACAGCCCUCUCACUCGUCGUGUGUGCUACGCUGCUCAUCUUUGGUCGUUUGACGGACAUGUACGGAGGAUACCUCCUUUAUAACGCCGGAGCGAUCUGGCUCACAAUAUCCUCGAUUCUAGCCGGUGUCUCUACAACCUCGCUCAUGUUGAUCAUUUGUCGUGCACUGCAAGGCUUGGCCCUGGGAGCUCUCCUCCCAUCCGGAAUGAUGAUUCUCGGCAGCACCUAUCGCCCAGGCCCUCGGAAAAAUCUCGUCUUCAGCAUCUAUGGCGCCUGUGCUGCUUUGGGAUUCUUUGCCGGGUUCUUCGUUUCUGGAAUCUGUGGCCAGUUCCUUACCUGGAGGUGGUACUUCUACAUCGGCGCAAUUCUGUCUGCCAUCAUGGCUGCGUCGUCGAUUUUUUCUAUCCCCCGCGAUUACUAUGAGAAGAAAGAGCUUGGGAUGCGUAUGGAUUGGCCUGGUCUGGCUCUCUCUAUCACAGGCACUACACUCUUUGUGUUCACAAUUGCGGACAGCUCAUAUGCACCACAAGGAUGGAAAACACCAUAUAUUAUCGUCUUCUUUGUAUUGGGUAUCUUCUUGCUGGGAGCUAUGGCUUAUAUCGAAGGUUGGGUUGUUCCAAAUCCUCUCCUUCCAGGUGAUAUCUUUGGAGUGAAGCACAUGACGGCUCUUGUCGUUGCUUUAUUGUUCCUUUACGGAAGUUUGGGUAUAUUCCUACUUUAUGGUGUUCUUUACAUGUCCAAUUUCAUGGGCGGAUCACCCCUUCAAAUCGUUGCUUGGACUGUGCCCAUGGCCGUCGGCGGCUUGAUCCUCUCGGCGACGGGUGGCUUCAUUCUACACAAAGUAUCUGGAACCUUGCUGAUGCUCAUCUCUUGUCUCGGCUAUGUGGGCUCAGGACUGCUUUUUGCUGUGAUCCCGAUCGGCGGAGACUAUUGGGCAUACAUCUUCCCGGCUAUGAUAUGUGGUACUGUUGCCAUUGACAUAAGCUUCAACCUGGCGAACAUCUUCAUAACGACCAGCUUGCCCAGGGCAAGACAAGGUCUUGCUGGUGCCAUGAUUUACUGUACUAUGCACCUGGGAAUAGCCGCUAUGCUUGGCUUUGCGGAUAUUGUACAGACCCAAACCAACCAUCUUGGCGUUCGGGAGAGUUAUAAGGUUGUGUUCUGGUUCCAGACGGGGUUGGCUGUUAUCGGUUUGCUUAUAGUGCUGUUUUUCGUGAGGAUACGACAUGCAAAGAGCGAGUUGACGGCGGACGAAAUCCAAGCCCUACAGACUCAAGAGAGCAUGACCAGGGAAGACCAUAAGGUCUGA